This is a messenger RNA of Perkinsus marinus ATCC 50983, 1181 nucleotides long. RefSeq names its product Cell differentiation protein rcd1, putative. The record is from RefSeq and is a predicted model, not a curated record. NCBI's taxonomy places the organism in Eukaryota, Perkinsozoa, Perkinsida, Perkinsidae. Bases 1 to 978 code for a protein of 325 amino acids. Gene Ontology annotation, cellular component: CCR4-NOT core complex; P-body; CCR4-NOT complex. Gene Ontology annotation, biological process: mRNA catabolic process; negative regulation of translation. The transcript is spliced from 11 exons.
AUGGAUUCACCAACUCGAGGGGGACCAGCAAUAGGGAUCCCACCUGCGACGUUACAAGCUGACAGAGCCAACGCUGUGGCUGCGGCGGCGACUCAGGCUGAAAAACAGAAGAUCCAUUUGCUUGUGUUGGAUUUGACCAUUCCGGAGAAGCGGGAACAAGCCUUACUUGAGUUGUCCAAGAGGAGGGAAUCCUUCCCUGACCUAGCCCCUAUACUUUGGUAUUCCUUUGGCACUGUGGCCGCACUAUUACAGGAGCUGUUAGCGGUCUACCCUUGUUUGAGCCCACCCAAUCUGUCGGCGGCAGUCUCGAACAGAGCAUGCAACGCCCUAGCACUGCUGCAAUGCUUGGCUAGUCAUCCUGAGACUAGGAAGCCCUUCCUACAGGCCCACAUUCCACUGUUCUUAUACCCCUUCCUGAAUACCGUAUCCAAAGUUCGCCCAUUCGAGUAUCUCCGCUUGACGAGUUUGGGAGUCAUCGGUGCUUUAGUUAAGGUGGAUGAUGAGCAGGUCGUACAAUUCCUACUUCAAACCGAAAUCAUCCCCCUGUGCCUUCGUAUAAUGGAGACUGGAUCAGAACUGUCCAGGACUGUGGCCACGUUCAUCAUACAGAAGAUAUUACUCGAUGACAACGGACUGCAGUACAUCUGCGCUACUGCCGAACGCUUCUACGCUGUUAGCACGGUCCUUGGCAACAUGGUUCAAUCCCUAGCGGAGGCACCGUCAUCUCGUCUCCUUAAACACAUUAUACGUUGCUAUCAACGACUCUCCGAAAACGAUCGUGCGAGGGAGGCCUUGAGACAAUGUUUGCCCACCGAGUUGAAACUAGAUAGAACUGCUAAUAGCACUACGAUCGCUAAUUGUCUCAAGGAGGAUGCUAUGGCACGGAAGUGGCAGGUUGGUUUGCUGGUCAACUUAGGAAUGCUCCCGGCUAAUUCACUUCAGGACCUCGUCAAUGGGGGCUCAGGUAUUUGUCAAUAGGCGGUAAUUUUGGCACCGAUAUGUCAUUUUGGAUCACAUAAUAUUGGUAGUAGUAUACCGCACCGCCGUUGAGUCGUUAUGACACGGCAGCGGCAGAUGAUCGAUUUACAAUCAUUUACCUGUACAGAGAAGUUAGAAUAGGAGAUAUACAACUCAUCGUACAUAUAAACUUAGUCUCUGUACUCGGGGAUAUUUCUGCAGUU